Penaeus vannamei (Pacific white shrimp) is the source of this 1833-nucleotide messenger RNA. Lineage: Eukaryota; Metazoa; Arthropoda; Malacostraca; Decapoda; Penaeidae. The record is from RefSeq and is a predicted model, not a curated record.
UGGUGGUGAUAGUGAUGGUGAUGAGCUGUUCCUUAGUCAUUCCUCCUGCUGACCAGACGCUGACCAUCAGGCACAGGUCUUGCUUACAUCUCGUCUGUCGUCGCCGUGCACACAACAGGUGUCUGUGCGAGUGUGCGUACGUCUGUUGAAGGGCGGCCGUAGCUCACUCUCCCGCGUUUGUGUCCGUUUUUGCGCCUUGUUUGUGGGACGCCGUGAGUGUAUGUGUGUCACAAGCCUAGCUCGGGUGUGCUGGCCUUUGCUGGCUGUGAAACUAUAUCCUGCGCGAAGCCUUGAUUAGAGCUAUAAUAGGUGUAGUUAAUGGAACACUCGAGAGCGGUCCUCAGCGACUCAAAGUAUUUACGUACAGGUGUCCGGGCUUGCGAGUGCGAUGGGCAGCGUGCGUUGUCUGUGUUGAUGAUUCAGACCUUUUGAUUUUUUGAUGAUUAGCGGUAUCUUUGGGUCACAGGAUGAAUAGACAGGAACGUGUGAUUAGCUUUGCGGUUUGGCGAUAGGAGUGUGUGUUUUUUUCUGCCCGUCUGACCUCUCGGACAUGUAUUUUUAUUGGUGAUUAAUGUCUAUUUGGGUGCUGUGAUACAAGUGAUGGACAUUAUAGGAACGGUUGUUGUGAGACGAGAACGAACCACGAGAGAAAACAUUAUAUAUAUAAAGAUAUAUAUAGAUAAAUAGUAAGACAUAGAUAUAUAUAGAACAAGAAGCCAUAUCCUGUUUUUGUGUGGUACUACCUCUCGAUUAUACUUGCAUAAGUGAAUAUCAUUAAGUGAGUGCGGACAGUUAACUCAACAGAAGUGUCAUUGUCCGUUGAGAAUAAAGUUCAGCAAAAAGGAACAUAAUAAAAAAGGGAAGAACAAAAAAGACCAAGAAGCGUGCCGACAUUCCAUUCAUUGUGUUAUUCAUUUUACAUCGACUUUUACAGCGGCGAUUUGGUGGCCCCGCCGAGCAUGGAAAACAAAAUACACGACAAGGAACAGCUCAGUCUAUACCUGGAGGCCGAGGAGGAGGCUCACGCUUGGUCCAGCAUGUUGAGGGAGACCACAGUGCAUCGGUCGCUCGCGCUCGAAGGACUCAAUUUAGAGUGCGGCGUGGCAGAUUAUCCCUCCCCAGGCGCCGAAGGAGACGUCUCCGGUUGCGAGUCCUUCGACGGCGAGGAGGAGGAGGAGGAGGAGGAGGAAGAAGAGGAAGAGAAAGAGGAAUUUUCCCAGGAACAGUUGGACUCUUUCCUCGAUUUCCUUCACCCUCUUUACUGUGUGGACGAUGACGCAGCGAGCGGCGACUCCUGCGAGACAGAGAGCCAGGAGGACGAGGACUCCGAAGGGCGCGCGAGGGACGCCCCCGACACUCACAUGCCUGGAGGAGUCCGUCUGCGCCACGCCCGUCGCCGCCUCCACCCAAGGGCCUGCGACGACCCGACCCGCAGAGAGCUCCUGCAGCAGAUGUUGGCCACGAAGUCCCUGCUGGAGAAGAAGCAGAAGAACAGGAAGUCAGGUGCUGGUGCUUGGGUCGUGACAGCGGGCGAAGUGGUGAACGAGUACGACCGGGCUCAGCACGAGGCCCAGCAAUCCGCACUCCGGAAAGCCGUGCUACUCCGCCAGAGGAAAAACUCCACGGCGAUAAAGAUGGCGACACUGGAGAGACAGUACCUAUCCUCCAUCAAACGAUCUCAGGAGAGCGGCGUGGAGAUGCAGAUCGAAGCCCUAAGGAACAGGCUCUCCUCCCUCGACUCCCAGCUGAAGGAGAGUGAGCAGAACACGGAGAAAACCCUGCAGGAUCUCGAGGAGAAGAGGAACCAAGAGCUACAUAUCAUCAAGGAUCUGG